This is a messenger RNA of Owenia fusiformis, 1860 nucleotides long. Lineage: Eukaryota; Metazoa; Annelida; Polychaeta; Sabellida; Oweniidae. The record is from the annotation of a GenBank genome assembly.
UUAACAUAACAUUUAACAUUAAACGUAAGUGUUGAUGGUACCAAGAGACUAGGCAAAACACUCCAUAGCAUAAAGGAUCAUUCGCAUAGAUAAUCGGGAGAAAAACAAUUCGUACGUCAAGCCCAAAAAGAUAUGAAGUCAAAUAGACCGAAGGAAGUUGUUGAUUUAGAGCCAGACGAUUCGCAUAAAGGUGUCCGUCUUAAGCGAAAGAUAUCGUUGAUGCAUGCAUGUGGCAUAAUAAUCGGAACGGUUAUUGGAUCAGGUAUCUUCAUUAGCCCAAAAGGGGUCGUGCUCCAUUCUGGUUCAUAUGGGGCCGCUAUUUUAGUAUGGGUUUUUGGUGGCAUCGUCAACACAUGCGCAGCAUUCAUAUUCCUGGAAUUAGCACUAAUAACUCCCGAGGCAGGAGGUAUAUACGCAUAUUGCCGUUCUGCUUUCGGACCAUGGGCAAGUUUCAUGGUAUUUUGGGCCGACUUCGUAAGAGGUCCUCUUGGCGCAUGCGUGUUGGCAAGAGUGAGCGCCAUAUAUGUUAUGGAGAUGAUCAACUUUGAGUGUGCCACGCCGAAUAUCAUUGUAACUCUAUUGGCACUUUGGUUCUUAAUAUCGGUGCAUCUGUUUAACGCUUACAGUGUGUCUUUGGCAGCAGGCGUCAAUACUGCAUUCACGUUUAUCAAGACAGGCGCUUUGGUACUUAUUAUUGCUCUUGGACUGAGGGAGAUUGGUUUAGGAAAUUCUAAAAAUUUGGAAUCGAAUGUUUUCUUCUCUGGAAGCAGUACAAAUCCUGCAGAAUACGCACUGGCUAUCUAUUCGGGAUUCUUUGCGUAUGGUGGCCAUGAAAACCUUGGUAUUCUUGUUGAGGAAAUAAAGAAUCCAUUGAGAAACCUACCAAGGGCAGUGAUGAUCUCGAUGACCGUUGUCACAAUCGUAUAUGUACUGACAAACUUGGCUUAUUUCACUGUCAUGACACCAACUGAGCUUUUAUCCUCCCCAGCCGUGGCACUGUCAUUCGCCAAGGGAACUGUACCUAUGUUAGUUCCCGUCAUAUCUCUGGCCGUGGCCUGUUCGACAUUUGGCUCAAACACUGCAAGCAUCCUGACCAAGUCGAGGGUUACAUUCAGAGUCGCCAGAGAGAAAGAAUUCCCUGCAAUUUUCAACAUGAUAAACAUGCACUACAUCACGCCUAUGCCAGCUGUAAUUGUGCAAUGUAUAAUGGUAUUAUUCUUCGUUUGGCUGACAGAUAUUGGACAAUUGAUUACAUACACAAGUCUUGUAUCACGAUUGAACUAUCUACUCGCAUUUGUUGCCUUUUUCUGGUUACGCUACAAGAAGCCACAUUUGUAUCGUCCAAUUAGGAUGAACAUUGUUCUAGCUGCUUUCACGACUUUGAUUUUACUGGGUCUGACUGGUUUAGCGGUAUAUGGAGAUCCCAUUCCAGCGCUUGGUGGCAUUGGCGUGUUUUUCUCAGGGAUACCAUUUUACUUCUUUUGGCGGUUUAUACGUAACAGAGACCUUGGGAGGUUCAGCCAAGCCCUGGAUAACAUCACAAUUUUUCUACAACUAUUUCUUCAAGUUGUCCCUGAGGAAAUAAUUGAAAAGGAAGUGAAAUAGUAGGAUACCAGAAGAGGAAACAACAUUCACGACGAUCAAAAAUCAUUAAUACUCUACCUUUAGUAGUCCAUACGUGCACUCCACGUACAGGGUGUCCCAUAAGUGAUGAUAAUUAUGCUCUAAAAAAUCAUUUGAUAAGAAAACAAUAUGAAAUUCACUCAAAAUAAAGAUCCAGAUGACAGCGUCAUUUUGCUAUAUUGCAUUUAUUACUUAACAAAAAAAUAUAUUCAGUUAUCAUGGCAACCUGUUUGUGUG